This is a messenger RNA of Hibiscus syriacus, 1452 nucleotides long. RefSeq names its product protein transport protein Sec24-like At3g07100. The coding region runs from base 1036 to 1413 and encodes 125 amino acids. The record is from RefSeq and is a predicted model, not a curated record. Gene Ontology annotation, molecular function: zinc ion binding; SNARE binding. Gene Ontology annotation, biological process: COPII-coated vesicle cargo loading; endoplasmic reticulum to Golgi vesicle-mediated transport; intracellular protein transport. The transcript has 4 exons. Lineage: Eukaryota; Viridiplantae; Streptophyta; Magnoliopsida; Malvales; Malvaceae. Gene Ontology annotation, cellular component: endoplasmic reticulum exit site; COPII vesicle coat.
CCUUUACGACCCCAUCGGUUUUAAUUUCAUCCGCAGUUUCUUGAAAAUCAUCUUGUAGGUCUUCGAUGGCCUUCCGCUGAAGGUGUGCGCCUCUCAAAGCGACGCCGGCAGAGUUGUGAGAGUGCCUAUUAAUAAAAAAAACGUAGUCGUAUUACUGAUAAGAAUGGGAACUGAAAACCCUGGUCGUCCAAAUUUUCCCAUGAGACCUUCCUUUACCCCUUUUGCUUCCGCUCCUCCAACUGUGGGACCUUUUUCACCAUCUGGUCCUGCAACAGGAUCAGAAAGCAACAAUUUUAGACCUGUGCCACCUGGUGCACCCCCGACUAUGUCGCCUUUCUCAGCAGUCGGACCUAGCCGCCAUCUCGUUUUAGUGAUCCAUCAGUCCCUUCUCCACCCAUAACGUCUAUCCCACCUUCUGGGGCGCCUUAUCAGCGAUUUCCAACACCACCGUUUCCUUCAACUACACAAGCACCCCCUAAUCGUGCACCACCUGUAGGAAAGCCACCAUUUCAACCUCCUGCAAGUCAAGUAUCAGUGCCACCACCUUCUUUUCGACCACAGACACAAGUACUGCCUGUGCCAAUGGGAUCUCUGCCACAAAAUACAAAAUUUCCUCCAUCCAGUUUGAAUGUUCCUCAACCUCCAACUGAUUCAUCGUUAUCAGGGCCUAGACCUAAUUUCCAGCCACCUUUUCCUGGAUAUCUAAGCAAUCAGCGUGUAGUUUCACAAGCACCGUCACCUUUUCCUGCCCAACAGGGAAGUUUUAUGCCUCUACCUGCAUCGCCUUCUCCCUUUCCUAGUCAGCAAGGAAGUCAUGGUCUUCCUCCACCAGUAGCAGCUAACUUGGGCUACCAAUCAAGGGACCAAAUGCAACAUCCAGGCUCUGCACCUCCUACUGGCGGCGUCCAAAGAUUGACAUAAGAUUUUAGUUCACUCACUGUUGCAUCUAUUCCUGGAACAAAUGAUCCAGGACUUGAUAAUAGAUCACUUCCUAGGCCGUUGGAUGGUGAUGUGGUGCCAAGUUCUUUUCUUGAUAUGUAUCCCAUGAAUUGUGAUCCAAGAUACCUACUGCUUACUACAACUGCUAUACCAAAUUCCCAGUCUUUAGUUUCAAGAUGGCAUUUGCCUCUUGGAGCAGUUGUUUGUCCUUUUGCAAAGGCUCCUGAAGGGGAGGAAGUACCAGUAAUUAAUUUCGUUUCAACCGGUAUUAUUCAUUGUAAAAGAUGCCGCACUUAUGUGAAUCCCUAUGUCACAUUUACAGAUGCUGGAAGAAAGUGGCGGUGCAACAUUUGUUCUUUACUGAAUGAUGUUCCUGGUGAGUAUUUUGCCAAUUUGGAUGCCACUGGAAGAAGAAUUGAUUUGGAUCAGUGGCCCGAGCUUAUAAAAGGCAGUGGAAUUUGUUACACCAACUGAAUACAUGGUGCGGCCUCCAAUGCCGCCACUAUACUUUUU